This is a messenger RNA of Petromyzon marinus (sea lamprey), 5933 nucleotides long. RefSeq names its product kinesin-like protein KIF3B. Gene Ontology annotation, cellular component: microtubule. Lineage: Eukaryota; Metazoa; Chordata; Hyperoartia; Petromyzontiformes; Petromyzontidae. Gene Ontology annotation, molecular function: ATP binding; microtubule motor activity; microtubule binding. The record is from RefSeq and is a predicted model, not a curated record. Gene Ontology annotation, biological process: mitotic cell cycle; microtubule-based movement.
GGAGGAGGCAGCGGCGGCGGCGGCGGUGAAGAAGAAGGAGGAGGUGGAGGAGGUGGUGGUGGUGUUGUUGGAGGCUCCGACGCCGCGAUGUCGUCUCGUGCCAAGGCGCAGGAGACGGUGCGAGUCGUGGUCCGCUGCCGACCGCUGAGCCGCCGCGAGGCGUCCGCGGGUUGCUGCGGCGCCGUGGACCUCGACGUGAAGCUGGGGCAGGUGACCGUGAGGAACCCGCGGGCCGGACCCUCGGAGCUGCCCAAGAGCUUCACCUUCGACGCCGUCUACGACUGGAACUCGAAGCAGGCCGACCUCUACGACGAGACCUUCCGCCCGCUGGUGGAGUCCGUGCUGAUGGGUUUCAACGGCACCAUCUUCGCCUACGGCCAGACGGGCACGGGCAAGACGUACACCAUGGAAGGUCCUGGCCGGGCCUGCGGCGACCCGGAGCGCCGUGGCGUGAUCCCCAGCUCCUUCGAGCAGAUCUUCACCCACAUCUCGCGCUCGCAGAACCAGCAGUACCUGGUGCGCGCCUCCUACCUGGAGAUCUAUCAGGAGGAGAUCAGGGACCUCCUCUGCAAGGAUCAGAGCCAGCGGCUGGAGCUCAAGGAGCGUCCCGACGUCGGCGUCUACGUGAAGGAGCUGUCGUCCUUCGUGACCAAGAGCGUCAAGGAGAUCGAGCACGUCAUGAACGUGGGGGGUCAGAAUCGCGCCGUGGGCGCCACCAACAUGAACGAGCGCAGUUCGCGCUCGCACGCCAUCUUCGUGGUGACGGUGGAGAGCAGCGAGCGCGGCGUGGACGGGCAAGCGCGCAUCCGAGCCGGGAAGCUCAACCUCGUGGACCUGGCGGGCAGCGAGCGGCAGGCCAAGACGGGAGCGCAGGGCGAGCGACUCAAGGAGGCCACCAAGAUCAACCUGUCCCUGUCGGCGCUCGGCAACGUCAUCUCGGCCCUGGUGGACGGCCGCAGUAGCCACGUCCCGUACCGCGACUCGAAGCUCACGCGCCUCCUGCAAGACUCCCUGGGAGGGAAUGCCAAGACCAUCAUGGUGGCCACGGUGGGUCCCGCCGACUGCAACUACGACGAGUCCCUGACGACGCUGCGCUACGCCAGCCGGGCAAAGAACAUCAAGAACAAGCCGCGCAUCAACGAGGACCCCAAGGACGCGUUGCUGCGCGAGUUCCAGGAGGAGAUCUCCAGGCUGAGGGCGCAGCUGGAGAAGCGCAGCCUCUGCAGGGAGCGGCGGAGGAGUCGGACAAGCAGGAGGAAGUCUCGCGCGGGCGGUGACGGCGAGAACAACGACAAAGAUGACGAUGGCGGCGACGACGACGACGAUGAUGAUGAGGUGGACGAUGACGGUUUCGCCGUGGACUCGGCGGGCGGAGAGAAGCGGGAUGAGGCGGAGGUGCGUAGCUGCGGCAAGAAGCAGGAGAAGCGAGAAGGAGCCACGGAGGAGGAGGAAGAGGAGGAGGAGGAGCUGCUCAUGGCCGAGAAGGACAAAGUGGUGUGGGAUCUGUCCAAGGAGCAGGACGCCAAGGACGCGCUCAUGUCCAAGAUCAAGGCCAUGGAGAGCAAGCUGCUCGUCGGAGGCAAGAAUAUCAUGGACCACACCAACGAGCAGCAGAAGAUGCUGGAGCAGCGGAGACAGGAGAUCGCAGAGCAGAAAUGGCGCGAGCGGGAGAUGCAGCAGCAGGUGGAGCGUCGCGACGAGGAAACGCUGGAGCUGAGGGACACGUUCACCUCGCUGCGCCAGGAGGUCGAGCUCAAGACCAAGAAACUCAAAAAGCUGUUUGCGAAGCUGCAGUCGGUGAAGGCGGAGACGCAGGACGUGCAGGAUGAGCACGUGAAGGAGCGGCAGGAGCUGGAGCAGACGCAGAAUGAGCUCACGCGCGAGCUCAAGCUCAAGUACCUGACCAUGGAGAACUUCAUUCCUCCGGAGGUCAGGAGCAGGUUGAUGGAGCGAGCGUACUUUGACGAGGAGGAGGAGCAGUGGAGGCUGCAGCCGAUCGUUCGCAACCCUGGAGCCCAGCAGCUGAAGAGGCCGGUGUCGGCCGUGGGGUACAAGCGACCCGUGAGCCAGACGGCCUGUGCCACCGUGCGCUGCUGGGGCAACCCACGCUUCCGGGCGGAGAACGUGAUGUUCGUCGAGCUGGAGCUGUCGUCGCGGACGACGCGGGAUUACGUCGCGCCCCGUGGACGUCGCUCCGCCCCCUGCGCGCGAGAUUCUCCGGGGCAAGGGGCCUCGCAGCAGCAGCAGCAGCAGCAGCAGCCCCAUGCCGCUUCUAGGGGCGGCAGCAGCAGCAGCAGCAACGGCAGCGGCAGCAGCAGCAGCAGCAGCGGCGCAGCCGGAGCGUCUGAGAGCUCCGAGUGGGAGAUGAGGAGAAGCAAAUCCAGGACCAAGCACAGCCGAAGACCCGUGUCUGCGAUGUCCUUGUUGCCGAUUCCGAUCUCCGCUCUUGGCGUGCGCUCUCGCCACUCGCAAAUCUACCCUUCGUCGGCUUCCGCCAUCGCCUACCAACAGUCCUCGUCUGCUUCUCAAAGCUACCCGCAGCCCUCCGCCGUCCUUCAGGGCUACCCACAGUUCUCCGCUCUGCAGGGGUACCCGCAAUCCUCUGCUAUUCCGGCCUACUCUCAAUCUCCGGCCUCCCAGGGCUUCUCGUCGCCCUUGCUCCCGCACGCACACCUCCCCACGUAGCGGCGGCGGCCGCGGCGGUGGACUCGGGACGGGCGGCCGCGUCGGGAAGCUUGGCCGACCCGGUGGCGCUUGCGCGGAUGCUUAGUGGCCUGCGCGACGUUCGUCAAGAGUUCAAUUUGCCCGCUCGGCAGCCAACCGUUGAGCGUGCGUGGGUGCCACCGAGAGUUCGUGCGGGUACGGGUCCCGACGGGCAGGUCGGGGUGGCACGCGCGCCGCACAAAACAAAAACCCCCGCGGCCUCGUUUGGCACGCGCAGAGUGGCUGCGCCGGGGAGCCAUACGCAGAACGCUCGCGCGUCCGGCUUCUCCGGAGGCGGCAAUCUCGGCCCGGUGAUAUUGUGCCAAGGUGUUUUCCCUUGGGCCCCGUUUUUUUUUCUUAUCUCGUAUUUUUAAGAUGCAGCGGCAUAGCUGCCAACCGCGCAGGCGGUGCAACUGGGCCAGGGAUGGCCGCGUAUAGCGUUGCCACCUGUUCCCGGGAUCGUCUUCUUUUUGAAGUGGCCUGUUCUGGGAAAUCCGUGCAUUUUCCCAGGAUGUUUAGGCGUCCUGGAUUUUGUCAGUUGCGUAAUUAAAAAUAGUAAUACAGGACACAUAAUGGUAAUGCACCGCGUAAAACGAUGCGUUCGCACGUAAAUCUCCCCUCUGCCAGUGUUGUGAAGUAUCUUUCUGCUUCCUCUCAUUGACAUGCUCCGGUUUUUUUUUUAUUGUAACCUCCAGAAGUGGCAACCGUAGCUACAGGGCGGUUGGGGGAUGUGGGUAUUUAAUCCCUUUACACCAGGGCCCCAAUGCCAACCAGGCUGGGCCACUGCUCCCACGUCACCUGCACCGCUGCCUUUCGGUGCGGCUUACGUGGUGGACGGGAGAAGACGUGAACGCCACGCGUGGUCGUACCCAAGCAGGGUGAAGGUCAGAGCGCCACGUGCGGCGAUUCCAGCCCGGAUGACGUUGCCGUUCCGGAUACGGAUGCAAGUGACGGUCUCGUGGCUCCACCUUGGGUUGUUGUUGUGGGGGGAGGGGUGGAGGGGGGGCGCGGGGGGUGGGGGGGGGAGGGGCCCUGCAAACCCCGCGGUGGCGUUUUUAAGUCGUGGGCGUCACGUGCAGCUCGUUUUCAGCGAGGAAUCGUGAAGUGCCGGUCGUGCCGUGCGUAUGGGAGUCGCGGAUUUCUCAUCCGUCGUAGCAUCGGGUCUUCCAGCUGGCGCUGCACGCGGCGCGUGAAGAAUCGUUUGCCGUUUAACAUCGCCGCCGCGUCACCGUGGCCGAAGCCGUUGAUGCGGCCGCCGCGACCGCUCGCCGCCACCGCUCGCGGCCGGAUCCCGCCGCGGCCGCCGCACAGCAGGCACGCAGUGGUGGGGAUUUUUCGUGCGCGUGUCAAAACGAGUUCCUCCGACCACUGGAGCCCUCCGCAUUCGCAGCGGCGUUACAACAGCGAAGGAAUCUACGGCCGUUCUCCGCGUCGAUCCGCGAAGCUGGCCUGUGACGAGCCACUGCAUUGCCGACGACAAAAUUCGAGCACUCGACGCUCGACGUCGAAGUGCAGAGGUCCUCCCGGUAGGGCACCCAUUGGUCCCGCUGCCGCCCAUGGUACGCACGGUUGGCAACGUGCAGUGCGAAAGAAGUUCAACGUACAUACGUACGUACAUGUUCGCUGCCAUUUCCCCCUCUGCGGUAACGACGCAUCUUCGGAAUGGGAGCCGUGUUGAAUGGUGCCCGUGAACAGGUAUUUGGUGUUGUGAGAAGUGCCGUGGGUGUGGCGUAAACCGUCGUAUAGCGGCGACAUUCCCACCACCGGUUACACCCCGCAUAUUAUGCUCCCGUGCUGCCCUGGCCCCAGGCCAGACCUCUGGUGAGGCUGCGCCCACUUUCCACGACUGAAAAGCCCCCAGGAGUAGAUUUUGCCACCGGGAGUCACUAGACGGGCUGUGAACAUGACGGCACGAGUGUGUGUUUGGGAUGUGUGUGUGUGUGUGCCUGCGUGCACUCUUGCUGUGUGUUGCGUGUGCCCUGCUAACAGCACUGCUGACCGUUAAUGACGGUUAAAAGUGGGUCAAGUGGAAAUGCCACGUGCAUCUGGAUGCGGCAGCGAAAUUGGUUUCUCACAUUCUCAAAUCCCGUGACAACUUUCAAUUUCAUUUUGUUUAACCAGGUGAGAACUCGAGAAACUAGGAUUCGUCUUAUUUCCAAGAGUGGCCUGGGGCGUUCGUCUGCUAGUGCCGGGGCGUUGAUUGCUUCUGCCGCUGCUGUGUGAAACCCCAAGCGAGUUAUUUGCGGGGGGAAUUAAAACAUUUGCCAAAUUCGGACCCUGACGCCGGCACACGGCUGCCCACUCUUGUGCGUGACGUCAGGGGAAUCUUCAACGUGCACUGCGAAGCAGGACGGGCGCGUACUAUUUUUGGAUGCCGUCCCACCGCAGUAUUAACUGGGGUGGCCGUUGGAUUCGAACCACGAGCCUCUGCGAACGCGCGCUACCUGCCGCUGGGCAGCGUCACCGCCGCGCAUCCUCGGCCGAGGGUCGUUGUUCGCGACAACGUGCUUCACAAUGAGCCUCGCAUUUAUUAAUCAAACCCGUAUCGCUGUGCUCGGUGUUUAGAGAUCGUGGUCGUCCUUGUACUUGGAUUUAUGCUGUGUCCUGCCUAGCUUAUUAACCCUGCUGUUGUGUAAACAGGCAGUCGGGAGUUUUAAAGCAUAUUGCUUCAAUUUAAUUUAAAUAUUGCAACAAAAUAAAGUUUGCGCCCGCUAUCAUUUACCCAAUUUUAACCGCGCGUCACGACGCCCAGAGUGGUCGCGUGUGAACGGCGAGGGAGCGCAGCCCACUCUGAACUUCUGCAGUAGCAUCUGUACGAACGGUACCCUUGCAGGAGACUCAACAUCGCCUGCUCGCAUCGCUGCCCUUGUUUCUCAAGUCCAGGUGCAGCCCUGCAAUUGCUUGCUCACGCCGAUGCUGACAGAAGGGGCCUCCGCUCGAGGCCUCCAUGGAGAGGCCACUCUUUACGGUAUUUUUUUCGUGUUUUUUCCAAGAGAGUCGCUGAGCUCCAAGGCCCUUUUUUCAGGAGGGCCUUGCCAAUUUUUUGCAGCAGAGGGGGCGACAUUGAUGUCAUGCCAUUUGAGUGAUUUUGCUAGUCAUGUGUCAGUAUUGGAAUGUGGUUUGGCCAAUACAAGUUGCAUUUUAUGGGUUUUUUUUGUUAGCUAUGGGAGGAAACCGAGAAGAACCCGGAGGCUCCACGCAGAACAGGAAGAGAACAUACAAACUCCACG